AUGGAUGAAAUAAAAGAAUAUCAAUCUGUUAGAUGGGUUUCUCCUCCGGAAGCUGCAUGGCGAUUAUUUGGUUUUCCCAUAAGUGAAAUGACUCCAAGUGUUUUUCACCUUCAAUUACAUUUGGAAGGACAACAAUUUGUCUCUUUUAAAAGUAUUAAAAAUGUUGAUAGAAUACUGAGUAAUCCAAUGAUUCGAAAAACAAUGUUAACUGAAUUUUUUGUUAUGAACAGAACAGAUAAAGAUGUUAUGCAACUGUUAUUAUUAUAUAAAGAAUUUCCUGAGUACUUUGUAUGGUCACCUAAGGAAAAAAUGUGGACACGUCAAAAACAACGUAUUGUAAUUGGACGUGUUGUAACAUGUCAUCCAACAGAAGGAGAAAGAUAUUUUCUUAUAUUAUUAUUGAUGAACGUUAGAGGACCAAAAUCAUAUCAGGACUUAUGUAAAGUUGACGGCAAAUGUUGUAGUACAUUUAGAGAGGCCGCAGAAAAAAGAGGAUUAUUACACUGUGAUAACAACUUAGUUGAAUGUAUGUUUGAAGCUACAAAUUAUCAAAUGCCAUAUAGUUUAAGGCCUUUGUUUGCAACAUUAUUGGUGUACUGUAAUCCUGCUAAUCCAACAGAACUUUGGAAACAAUUUGAAGAUUCAAUGUCCGAAGAUUUUAAGAUUCUACCUAACAUGAAUGCUAAAGAUAUUUGUUUUAUGGCUUUAAAUCAUAUCAAUGAUAUUUUACAUUUGAUGGGACAUGAUAUUAAUGAAUAUAAUCUGAUUCCUGAGAAAAUUAAACCUUCAGCUGCUGUGAGAGAAACCAAUGUGUCAUUUUGA
Messenger RNA from Nicotiana tabacum (common tobacco), 822 nucleotides. RefSeq lists its product as uncharacterized. Gene Ontology annotation, biological process: telomere maintenance; DNA repair. The record is from RefSeq and is a predicted model, not a curated record. Gene Ontology annotation, molecular function: DNA helicase activity. Lineage: Eukaryota; Viridiplantae; Streptophyta; Magnoliopsida; Solanales; Solanaceae.